This is a messenger RNA of Oryzias latipes (Japanese medaka), 6380 nucleotides long. It is a transcript of the gene hdlbpb, whose product is annotated as high density lipoprotein binding protein b. Gene Ontology annotation, molecular function: mRNA binding. The record is from RefSeq and is a predicted model, not a curated record. NCBI's taxonomy places the organism in Eukaryota, Metazoa, Chordata, Actinopteri, Beloniformes, Adrianichthyidae.
GGUGUAUCACUCCGCCAGCAAAGGAAAUGCUCCUGGACCAAUCACAUUUGUGUUUACACCGUCACCUGUCAAACACACACCCUCUGCUACAUUUCUCUCUGAAAGGAGCUGAAACACACACUCACACUGAAGCGUCUUAGGUAGCGGAUAACUGGACGGACUCUCUGGCAAUCGACCCUUUUGCAGUAGAUAAGUGGAAUAAGUCUUGAACCAUGAGCUCAGUGGCUGUGUUGACCCCAGAGAGCUUUGCAGAGCACCGCAGUGGUCUUAAGGACCAGGACUUAACAGGCUGCGUCCCUGAGGAUGAGGCCUACAUCCCCACCUACCUGGAGGCCUUCCCCCCGCUGCCGGAGAAAGGUACACCGGGGGAGAAGACCGGGGAGCCGGCUUCAGCCUGGGGAAGCAAGAUCCGGCCCAUCAAAGCCUCCGUUAUCACACAGGUGUUUCAUGUGCCGCUGGAGGAGCGCCGCUACAAGGACAACAGCCAGUUCGGGGAAGGAGAGGAGGCUAAGGUGUGUCUGGACAUCAUGCAACGAACAGGAGCGCACAUCGAGCUGUCGCUGGCGAAGGACCAAGGCUUGUCCAUCAUGGUUACCGGAAAACUGGAUUCUGUCAUGAAGGCUCGCAAGGAGAUCGUGGCUCGUCUGCAGACUCAGGCAUCGGCUACGGUCGCCAUUCCUAAGGAGCACCAUCGAUUUGUCAUCGGUAAGAACGGUGAGAAGCUGCAGGAGCUGGAGCUGAAGACCGCCACCAAGAUUGCUAUUCCACGCCCCGAGGACCCAAGCACCAGCAUCCGCAUCACAGGCACCAAGGAGGGCAUCGAGAAGGCUCGCCAUGAAAUCCUGCUGAUCUCUGCUGAGCAGGACAAGCGCGCCGUAGAGCGUCUGUCUUUGGAGAAGGCAUUCCACCCCUUCAUUGCAGGCGCCCACAACCGGCUGGUGCAGGAGCUGAGCCAGGAGACGGGCGCUCGCAUCAGCAUCCCGCCGCCGAGCUUGCCAAAGGACGAGAUCGUCAUCACAGGAGAGAAGGAGGCUGUCGCCCUGGCGGUCAACCGCAUCCGAGCCAUCUAUGAGGACAAGAAGAGGAAGACCACGACUAUCUCUGUGGAAGUGAAGAAGUCUCAGCAUAAAUACAUCAUUGGUCCAAAAGGCAACACCCUGCAGGAGAUCCUGGAAGCCACUGGAGUGUCUGUGGAAAUGCCCCCGCUGGAUUCCAGCUCAGAAACCAUCAUCCUAAGAGGGGAGCCCGACAAACUGGGACCUGCACUCACCCAGGUCUAUGCUAAGGCAAAGAGUGUGAUGGUGGUGGAGGUGAGCGCCCCGGCGUGGCUACAUCGCUUCAUCAUCGGCAAAAAAGGCCAGAAUAUCGGACGGAUCACGCAGCAGCUGCCACGAGUUCACAUUGAGUUCACGGAUGGCGAGGAGCGCAUCAGUCUGGAGGGGCCGACAGAGGAGGUGGAGCAGGCUCAGAUCCAGAUCCAGGAGAUCAUCAAGGACCUGCUGGUGAGGAUGGACUAUUCUGAAAUCAUCAUAGACCAGCGCUUUCACAGACACCUGAUUGGUAAAAACGGAGCCAACAUUAAUCGGAUCAAGGAGCAGUACAAGGUUUCUGUGAGGAUCCCUCAGGACUCGGAGAGAAGCAACCUGAUCCGCAUCGAAGGGGACCCCAAAGGGGUGCAGUUGGCUCGCAGAGAACUCAUUGAGAUGGUCCAGAGGAUGGAAAAUGAGCGCACCAAAGACCUGAUUGUGGAGCAGAAAUUCCAUCGAACAAUCAUCGGGCAGAAGGGAGAGAAGAUUAAGGAAGUUCGGGACAAGUUUCCUGAAGUCAUUAUCAAUUUCCCCGACCCGUCACAGAAGAGCGACAUCGUCCAGCUGCGUGGGCCGAAGAACGAGGUGGAGAAAUGUGCCAAGUUCCUGCAGAAAAUCAUUGCAGAGCUGAUCGAGAACAGCUACUCGCUGUCGGUUCCCAUCUUCAAGCAGUUUCAUAAGAACAUCAUUGGAAAGGGCGGUGCAAACAUAAAGAAGAUCCGGGAGGAGACCAACACCAAGAUCGACCUGCCAACAGAGAACAGCAACUCUGAGAUGAUCGUCAUCACAGGAAAGAAGGUCAACUGUGAGGUGGCCCGAGAUCGAAUCCUUGCCAUCCAGAGAGAGCUAGCCAACCUCAAAGAGACAGAGGUCACCAUCCCCGCCAAGCUCCACAACUCCCUGAUUGGCUCCAAAGGCUGCCUGGUGCGCUCCAUCAUGGAAGACUGCGGCGGCGUCCACAUCCACUUCCCCUCUGAGGGCUCCGGCUCAGACAAGGUCACCAUCAGAGGCCCCGUUGGUGAAGUGGAGAAAGCCAAGAAACAGCUGCUGCAGCUGGCGGAGGAGAAGCAAGUCAACAACUUCACAGCGGAGCUGCAGGCCAAACCGGAAUACCAUAAGUUUCUGAUUGGGCGAGGCGGAGCCAACAUUCGCCGCGUGCGAGACCGGACAGGAGCACGCAUCAUUUUCCCGUCGCCCGACGACACGGAGCAGGAGCUGAUCACCAUCGUAGGAAAAGAAGAGGCUGUGCGUCAGGCCCAGAGGGAGCUGGAGACGCUGGUCAAAAACCUGGAUGACGUGGUGGAGGACAGCAUGGAAGUGGACGUUCGCCACCAUCGCCACUUUGUGUGUCGGAGAGGUCAGGUGCUGCGGGAGCUGGCCGAGGAGUACGGCGGCGUGGCUGUCAGCUUCCCUCGUACGGGAGCCAGCAGCCAGAAGGUCACCCUGAAGGGAGCCAAGGACUGCGUGGAGGCGGCCAAGAAACGCAUUCAGGAGAUCAUAGAGGACCUGGAGUCCCAGGUGAGUGUGGAGUUGGCCAUCCCUCAGCGCUACCACCGCGCCGUCAUGGGGCCUAAGGGCUGCCGCAUCCAGCACAUCACCAGAGAACACGAAGUCCAGAUCAAGUUCCCCGAGAGAGACGACAGCGCUGCAGGUCAGGAAGCUUUAGUGCAGGAGAACGGAGACGUCAGUCUGGAGACCGAGUUUGUUCCCCGCAAGUGUGACAUCAUCACCAUCUCUGGACGGGCGGAGAAGUGCGACUUGGCUAAAGCAGCUCUGCUGGCGCUGGUGCCCAUAACGGAGGACGUGGAAGUGUCUUACGAGCUUCACCGCUACAUUAUCGGCCAGAAAGGCAGCGGAAUCAGGAAGAUGAUGGAGGAGUAUGAGGUGAACAUCUGGGUGCCGCAGCCUGAGAAGCAGCUGGACGUCAUCAAGGUCACGGGCCUCGCAGCCAACGUGGAGCGGGCCAAACAGGGUCUGCUGGAGAGGGUGAAGGAUCUGCAGGCUGAGCAGGAGGACCGGGCUCUGCGGAGCUUUAAGGUCACCAUGUCCGUAGAUCCCAAGUUUCAUCCUAAGAUCAUCGGUCGCAAAGGAGCCGUCAUCUCCCAGAUCAGAAAGGACCACGACGUCAGCAUCCAGUUCCCUGAUAAAGGAGACGAGCAGCAGGAUCUGAUCGUCAUCUCGGGGUACGAGCGGAACGUGGAGGAGGCGCGUCAGGCCAUCCAGCAGCUGGUGGCCGAGCUGCAGGAGAUGGUGAGCCAGGACAUCCAUCUGGACCCGAGGACCCACGCUCGCAUCAUUGGCGCCCGGGGAAAGGCCAUCCGCAAGCUGAUGGAGGAGUUCAAGGUUGACAUUCGGUUCCCCCAGCCGGGUUCCGACCAGCCCGACAGAGUGACGGUAACGGGUCUCCCGGAGACCAUCAGCUCUGCCGUCGACCACCUGCUCAACCUGGAGGAGGAAUACAUGCUCAGCGUGACGGAGACGGAGACCUUAGCGGCUUACAUGAAGCCUCCGUCUCGCUACGGAGGGGGCGGGGGCAUAGGGAUGGACGACAGCAGCGGAGGUCCGGCUAAGGGCUUCGUGGUGCGGGACGCUCCCUGGAACGCUGCUGGGAACAAGGCUCCUGAUGUGAGCAGUGCAGAGGAUUUCCCCACAUUCGGGACAAGUGUAGCUCCAAAGCAGACGUCCGCCUGGGGUCCAAAGAAGUUCUGAAGCUUUUCAUCGAAAGACAAAUCCACAAAAAAAACUCUUGUAAAUGGGACAAAAAUCUUGAAUCAAAUUGCUGCUCACCCCCCCCCCCCCUCCCCGUCUCUUUAGCGUCCUUUUUUUUCUUCUUUUCUGCUCUCCGACAACCAGCCGCAGUGAAUUCUGGGAGAUCUCCCUCUGGUCCUUUUCUUAUCUGUCUUCUCUUGCUAUCGUCAUGGUUCUGCUCUGCCUCGUGGUCGCUCCGCCCCCUGCCGACGCUUCUGCCCCCUGAAAGUCCGUCUCUGCUGAUGAUGAGGCGGGAAGUGGAGCGGCGGGAAGUGAAACGGCGGGAAGUGAAACGGCGGGAAGUGAAACGGCGGGAAGUGAAACGGCGGGAAGUGGAGCGGCUACGUUUUCAGGAAAGUGACGGGUGUUAAACCUUUAAAAAAAAAAAAAAAAGCUGUAUGUUUUAGAGUCUGACGAGGCUUUUUUUCCAACAGCAGAUGAAGCAGAAAACAGAGGUUUGCUUUGUCACGACCCUCAUUUUUAAAGCAGCUGCUGUUUAAAGAAGAAAAAAACAACUUCUUUAAUGACUUUUAUUUAUUAAUUUAUAGUAAGGAUUUCUUUGAUUUGACCUCAGAUCUGCUGGCGUUUCCUUUGUUUUUGACUCAAAACGUUCAGUGAUGGAAGUUGUCUGGUUUAUUUAUUGACCAAAAGGAGAUGUUUCCUUUCUUUUUUUUAAAAAAAAACAACAAAAAACACAACCUACUGUGAUCAUCUGUUUUUAUAAAAGCACUCACUGUAGCUUGCAACUUUAUGUACGAGCGUGAACGGUGCGCUUCGGGCUUUUGGGGAACGUGUUCCAUCCACUGUACAAACUAUUUUUUUAAACUGUGUGGGACUUUCUUGUGUUGUUGGUUUCUGAACUGUUAUGCGAGUUAAGAAUGUGUGUGUGUGUGUGUGCUUGUUGAAGUUUAAGGUGUAUAUUUGAAUGAAGCUCAACCAAACUUUGACCUCUUUUUUCCGUCUGUGUCUCGUCCGUCAGUCGCUCUCCUUUCAGGCUAACGUUCAAACGUGCUGCUAACCUUCAUUCCACCUUAAAAAACGCUUGCAGUCAUCCUUUAAUUUCUAUGGGGUCAAACCAGGAUCAGCUUAUAAAUAAAUGGAAGACCAGAUUGUACAUUUAAAUUUGAAAGUAGGUGUUGUGAACAGGAAGGAAAAAUGGAAAAAGAAAUCUAUAAACCCAAAACUAUAACCAAAUGAAAAAUGUUUAUUUGUGAUUUUAGCAACAAUUUUUUGUUUUUUUUUCCCCCCAUUUUUUUAUUUCUCUCAUUCUUCACUUUAAGACCUCAAUUUACACAUUUAAAUUUUUAAACGGAACGACAUUUUUUGCACAGGGGGCGGGGCUUUGAGGCUAUCGUCUACCGGGACGUGAUUGACAGGUGAUAGAGGUUAUGAUGACAUCAUUUCUGCUCCCAAACAGGGGAUGACAGAGGCAGCAAAAACAAACGCUGUUCUGGAGCAAAAGUGACAUCACCAUCACCGCCGUCACCUGGUCAUGGCCCCGCCCCCACGUGAAAUUAGCCAAUUUUCUGAAUUGAAGCUGAUUCGAGAACUGAAAGCAAAGAGGAAGAAAAAUUAAAAAUGAAAACAGUAGCGGUUACAAAUGAACAUCAUUUUUCACUUGGUAACAGUUUCUGCUUUAAAGUUUUUUAAAAUUCUAGUUUCAACUUUACUUUUUUUUUUCAUCAAUAUUUAUUUCAAGUUUAAGAUUUUUUUUGUUUUUAAUUUCCUAUUUUAUUUUUCUCUUUUUUAACAUUUACUUUGAAAUGUAAGGCACUUUCAAUUUUUUUAUUUUAAAAUGAACAUUUUCAAUGUUCCCUUCGAGUUUACUUUUAUCUUCAGUCAUUUUAAAAUUUCUUUUUUUUCAAAUCUUCAAUAUUCUGUUCAAGUUUAUAAUGUGAACUUUUACAUUUAAAUGUGUUUUCAAAUUAAAUAUUGUUUUCAAAGUUACAAUUUUAUUGUUCACAUUUUCACAGGUCAGACUUUUUAAAAAGUUUUUUAUUUUUUAUCUUCAAUAUCUCUGAUAUGGAGCUCUGGCUCCAUACCUUUAAGUUUACAAUGUGUACUUUCCGAUUUAAAGCUAUUUUCUAAUUUCCUUUUUUUUUUAAAUAAUGUUUUAUCUUUCAAAUAUUCUACAUUUCUUUUAAGUUUUUAAUGUGUACGCCAGAGUUUAAAUGUUUUUUUUUUUUUUUCAAGAUUUACAAUCUGGUUUUACAAUCACUUUAAAAUGAUUCUGACACAUCAUAGAUUUCUUCCCAGUUUUCUCACUUCGUUUUGUAGCAAAAAAAACUUGAAUUUAUUGUUCUUCAAAUAAACUCCUGAACAUUU